Messenger RNA from Leucoraja erinaceus (little skate), 4401 nucleotides. RefSeq lists its product as uncharacterized. The transcript has 5 exons. The record is from RefSeq and is a predicted model, not a curated record. NCBI's taxonomy places the organism in Eukaryota, Metazoa, Chordata, Chondrichthyes, Rajiformes, Rajidae. The coding region runs from base 3787 to 4401 and encodes 204 amino acids.
GGAACUCUCUGCCACAGAGGGUAGUUGAGGCCAGUUCAUUGGCUAUAUUUAAGAGGGAGUUAGAUGUGGCCCUUGUGGCUAAGGGGAUCAGAGGGUAUGGAGAGAAGGCAGGUACGGGAUACUGAGUUGGAUGAUCAGCCAUGAUCAUAUUGAAUGGCGGUGCAGGCUCGAAGGGCCGACUGGCCUACUCCUGCACCUAAUUCUAUGUUUUCUGGCUGAAGACUACGCCACGCAUAUCAAGGUCCGAGAUCUGAAGGAAAGACACAAAGCUGAUUUAACAAAUCUCAAAGGUAAACACAGCACUCAGCUCGGUAAAAUCAAGGGAGGAGAAACAUCAUAGAAAGAUCAGUGCUGUUUACAACUUCACAAAUAUCUCCAACUUUUAGGACCUCACGCCAAGUUCUGUGCACCCCUUGCAGAACAGGCAACUGGUUCUUUAAAUUAUUUCACCGAACGGAAGAUUAACGAACUGGAAGGUAAUUACUCAAAGUUGACCUGUUAAUAUUUUUGGCCAUAAAUGGUCCUACCGCAGAUUUGUACAUCUGUCGUCUCGUGGUAGGGAGUAGGUUUGCCCUAAAUUAUUCUAGCAUUAGAGGAAUGGAGUGGAUUUUAUAACAAAACUCUUCAUUUUUGUUUUGCCAUGUAAUUAUCUCGUCCCUGUAACCUUGUGAGAUUUUGUGUAUGCAAAUGAGUUGCUGUAAAUCCCAUAUUUUAUCACUGAUCACACUUAAAAAUAUACUUCAUUGGUUGGUAAAUGGGUUCGCACAUUCAGUGAUCAGGAAAAGUAGCGUGUAAUCUAAGUUUUUUUCAUUCAGGUAUUCUGGUCAGAUUCCUUGAUCAGAAGAUAGUGUUGUUUAAAGGAUUCAAGAAAAUAAAUCUUUGAGAAGCAUUUGUGAGAGUCUGCCAAAUGGCUGACAGGAACACACAGUAGUCAUUUGUACAGACUCGUACAGAUGCUUUUAAAAACAUUCUCUUCUUGAAUCCUUUAACCAUCGCUAUCACUGAAUUUUAAUUUUGAGACGGUGCUGAUAGUUAAAACAUGACAUCGUGAAGGGCGGCCUGGUGGCGCAGCGGUGGAGUUGCAGCCUUUCAGCGCCAGAGACCGGGGUUUGAUCCUGACUGUGGUGCUUGUCUGUACGGAGUUUGUAUGUUCUCCCUGUGGGUUUUCAUCCAGAUGCUCCGGUAUCCUCACACUCCAAAGACGUACAGGUUUGUAGGUUAAUUGACUUGGGUUAAUGGUAAAUUAUCCCUAGAGUGUGUAGGAUAGUGUUAGUGUGCGUGGAUCAUUGGUUGCCACAGACACAGUGGGUCGAAGGGCCUGUUUCCAUGCUGUAUCUCUAAACAAAAUCAUUUUAAGACAUUUUACCAUUCACAAUGCCCUUGCCGGAAAUGGUACAUCAAAGUAUUUUAAUUUCAAAUAGCUUUUAAUGAGAGGACCACAGAGCAACCAUGACACUUCAUUAACUCCAUGAAUGUCUUAUCUCUGUGAGACUUGAGCUGUGUUUGCAUGUCAGUUUACGGAAGAGAGGGUGAAACCAGGGACAAGGUAGAGAGACUAUAUUCAGCAGCAGAAGAGGAUAUUCAUUUGGAGUAAUUUAAACUAAAUAAGGGUUUUAAUGGAGCCAGUGGAGAAUGAUCAUUUUGUUUGUUUUGGGAUUAAGUAACUUUAUACCUUAAUUUCCAAAAUGUUGAAGAGACACAUUUUCUGUGGAGCUUUAUUCAAGCUUCUAAUCUUUUCUCACUAGUGAUAGUGAAGGAAUUUAUCAUUGGAUAAAUAUGUAAAUGGAAUUACCAUUUUGCCUGAGCAAUUUUCAAGCUUAAUGAGUUGUAGCAUUUCAAGGAUAUUUUGUGAUUUCAAAUGCUUGUAAUUAGUAGAACAUAUGAUUUUCACUGAUUGCCAUUAACUGGAGUGGAAAAAAUUGCAAACUGUGGAGGUAUUGCUUUUUUUUGCAACAAAUAUCAGAUCAUUAUGGGUGUUUUUUCCUUUCUCUUUCUUCAAGAACAAGUGGGGCUUCUGAACCAAGAGGCGGAAAGAUCGGAGGACAGGUCCUUGUCAAUUGAAGCUUCGUUCCAGUCUAAAAUCGCAUAGAUCCAAGAGGAGCUGGACAAUGUACAGGUACCCCAAAUAUAAGUCCCUUGCACCUGGUGACGAUUAAUUGAUCUGUUUGCCAUUUACCUGGAAUGAAAUUACUUCAUCUUUUCAAAAAAGGAAAAUUGAUGGUAUGAUAUAGGAAACAAUUAAAAAAAAAUGUUUACAUAGUUAGUUAUGUACAUUGUAUAUUUUUCAUCUGGGCUCAACUGUAUGAAGGAGUGCUUCCCUACAUUUCACUGCUCACUCCAUUCCGUGUAGAACCCCUUUCUGAAGAGUAAGUGACAUGGGAUAGAUGUGAGCCUGCAGGAAAAUUCAAUCAUAAAAUAGUUGUGGUAGAAUGGAGCUGUCGGCAGUGGCACAUUAAAAGUAUAAUGCAUGCUAAAAUUAUUUCGAGAGUCAUACUAAUACCUAAUACCAUGUGCCCUAAUUUUGCCCACUAAUCCCCCAUGUGGGACCUAUAUGAAAUGCUUUCUGAAAGUCCAGGUACACUACAUCCACUGGCUCUCCCUUGUCCAUUUUCCUAGUUACAGCCUCAAAAAAUUACAGAUUACUCUAGCAUGAAACCCUUCGUAAAUCCAUGCUAACUUGGGCCGAUCCUGUUACUGCUAUCCAAACGUGCCGUUAUUUCAUCUUUUAUAAUUGGCUCCAGCAUCUUCCCCACCACCGAUGUCAGGCUAACUGGUAUACAAUUCCCUGUUUUGUCUCUCCCGCCUUUCUCAAAAAGUGGGAUAACAUUAGCUACCCUCCAAUCCACAGGAACUGAUCCUGAAUCUAUAAAACAUUGGAAAAUUAUCACCAUGCAUCCUGAUUUCUAGAACCAGUUUCUUAAGUACCCUGGGAUGCAGACCAUCAGGCCCUGGGGAUCUACCCAACAUCAUUUCCUGCCUAAUGUGGAUUUCCUUCAGUUUCUCCGUCACCACAGAUCCUCUGGCCACUAGUACAUCAGGAAGAUUGUUUGUAUCCUCCUCAGUGAAGAUGGAUCCAAAGUACUUGACAUUUCUCCUCUGAGGGUUGAGAAUCUUUUGAGUUCUUUACCCUCCGGAGCUGUGGGUGGAGAACCAUUCAGUAUAUUCAAGGGUUAGCCAGCUAGAAUUUUACACUGCGGGAAAAUUGAGGGUUAUGGGGAUUAGGUAAAUGUUUAGAUCAAAGAUCAAAUCAGCCAUGAUCACGUGACAGAAUGAAUAAGGCUCAAGGGCUGAUUUUUUAACUUGAUAAAAGUUUCCAAUUAUCCAAUUCUACAACUUGCAAUUCUAAUGACGUAACAAUAUGUCUUGAAGGUGUACAUUAAAAGGAACAAGUCUGUGCUUCUUUGCUCCAUAGGUCCAUUUAUCUUAAAGACAAUUAAAAUAAUUUUACUUGUAUCUGAAUAUCACUGAAAUCAUCAAAUCAUUUCCAGCAGAGAAUAAAAAAUGGUAAACUUUUUAAAACUAUAUUUUUCACCAUGAAGUUACGUUUUUAAUGCUUAUCACACCUCUGGUCAUCUUGCUGAAGAACUCUAAAUUUCAAAUCAGCUUGCUAUUUUGUUCAUCAAAUAUGUCCGGGUGGCGAACAUAGAGAAUCAUUACUCUUGUAUCAUGCCGAAGCACUUCUGUUUCUUAUGGCAUCAAGCAACUAAUUGGCCAGUUAGAUGAGUGGAUGAUGUUGCUUUGUGUGUAAUGUGUCUGUAGAUAAGUGACUCUGAAUCUGAAGAGGAAAUGAUGAAGUGGCGAGAAACGGUUUCUAAGUCAACACCGAGCCAUGACAACGAUGAGUGGACUGUUAUGGAUUUAAGGAUGAAUCAAGUUGAGGAAAAAAGAGAAGAUCCAGAUUUGAUCUCAGAACUGCCGGAGCUGGAGGAGGAAGUGGGGGAUCUUCAGAGACAAGGACAGGUUCAAGGAUGGACAAAGCAGACCACAGCUGGCCAAAACCUUCUGGAAAAUGAAGAACUGGAAACCUUUCAGCAAGCAACACAGCAGGAGCGCACAGAGCAAGAUCCGUCCUCCAGCAAGAGGGAAUUGGCUGACCUAAGACCAGCGCAAAGGAAGUACACCAUUAGUUUGGAAUCGAUCGAGGAACGUGAGGAGGAUUUGGAGAUAGACCCCAGUGAAGAGGUGGUGGUGACACGGAAGUGUAAUGACGGUGGCUUUCUGCCAGAUCUUCGGAAUGGACUGACCAAUGAGGCAAGAGGAGUAGAACUCACGGAGCCAGACCUGGCAUUUAGGACCGCAGUGUUUCAGGAAUUCUGGGGGAAUGUUAUCAGGACCCUGGGCUUUUCCGCAUUUCAAUUGAGUGAUGACAGGAGAGAAUUCUGCAGAGGAAAAGGCUGCUGA